AUGUCUUAUGCAGAAGAACAAGAAGACCCUAAUCAGAAUCGACAGUCGGAUGAUGAAGAAAUACCGCGAAAGAAGGCCAAAUUAGCAUCUCGUUGUGAGACUCAACGCCGUGUUCUUCGCACGCAAAAUGCUCAAUCGGAUAAUGAAGAUGCUGAGGAUCAGGAUAAUUUGGAUGUCACCUUUGUGAAAGAAGUUGCCGACAUGGAAACCGCUUCAGGCCGAGUGAGCGCAAUCGAAAUGGAGAACUUCAUGUGUCACAGCAAUCUUGUCAUCAAAUUUGAUAUCACGGAAGCUAAUUGUUUUUUCAUCGGAGGACCAAAUGGAAGUGGAAAGAGUGCCCUCUUUGCAGCAUUGAAUCUCGGUCUUGGAGGAGGAGCAUCACAAAAUGAUCGCGGUCUGCACAUGAAAAACUACAUCAAAGAAGGAUGCACUCGGGCGAAAAUCAGAAUAACGUUGGAGAACCUGGGCUAUGGACGCAUCCCCGAAUACGGACCAAAGCUGAUUAUUGAAAGGAUUUUGAAUCAAACGGGAAGCACGGUCGCUAUUAAGCAUAUCGACAGGAAAACACAAAAAGAAGAAACUGUUUCUACAAAACGUCGCGACUUGCAGAAGAUUCUUGUUCAAUUCGGUAUUCAACUGGAGAAUCCAAUCUUUUGGAUGACACAGGACCGUUGCCGACAAUUUUUGAGCGACAUGAAAGGCGCGAGACUUUUUGAGAUUUUCGUAAAUGCAACCGAAUUGGACCAAGCCAUGAAGGAUUAUGAAGAAUGUGGAAGUAAAAUGGUCAGCAUUCGAGCGGGAAUGGACGAUAUCAAGAAAAAAGCUCUGAAAGCGGCUGGAGAUCGGAAAAAAUGGCUGGAGUGUUUGGAAGAGCACGAAAAGCUAAAGGAAAAGCGCCGUGUGUUGGAAGAAUUGUCGUGGUUCAUGCUAUGGGGUGACGCUAAGACUGCCUUUGAUGAAAUGGAAAGGGCAACAGAAGCUCUGAAAAUGACCGAGAAGAGCUGCAAGGAAAUUGGCCAAAAUAUCAUCAACGCAAAAGUAGCUUAUGAAGAACAAACUGCCGACAAGAAUACGAACAACAAUGAUGAGCAAGAAAUGAAAGAAAAGUUGAAAAUCUUAAAUGCUCAAUGGGCAGUCCACGAUGAGACUCAACGGAAUAACAAAGCAAUGCUCGGUGGAUUACAGGAUAACCGUCGGAAAUGCCUUCAGAAUAUAUCGGUGAAAGAAGCAAAUUUGGGAAGAUGCAAGAACGAGCUAGAAAAAUAUGAAAGUGGGGCCGCGCAAAGUGAAGAUGCUAAAAAAAGGAAACGCUUAAACGAGGCGGCAGCACAAUUCGAAGAGGCUGAUGCUAAGUUCAAAACACUCGAGAGGGAGAACAAAGACCAGCAAAAAAAACACUGGGAAGCUAAGCAACGAUUGACUGAAAUCAACGCCGAACUUCAACAAACAAAAAGUUCACUUGGCGAACAAAGGAAACGUUUUGAUAAACUCAAAGAAGCCAAGGAAAAUUUUGAACGCGCAGCAAAAGAUGAACUGAGCAAAUUCGGCCCGCACACAAAAGCCAUUUUGGACAUUAUACAGGCAAAUCGGCAACGAUUUCAGCGAGUGCCGGUUGGACCUAUUGGAAUGCACGUUCAAGUCAAAGAUGAAAGAUGGGCCUAUCCGAUUGAACAAGCACUUGGACACAAUCUGGCGCAAUAUGUUGUCGAUAACACUCAAGAUGAUAGGCUCUUCAAGCAACUACUUACUCAACGUUUCGGCUCCGGAAUUUUGAACACGGUGAGAAUAAUUGUCACGAGAUUUCUCCCACGACAUAACACACGACAGCCUGAAGGAAGAUGGGUUACAAUUGAACGCAUGCUUGAGAUAAAUAACGAUGUAGCCUAUAACGUGCUCGUGGAUAGGGCACAGAUUGAGGCAACGAUGCUCAUCGAGAGAGAUGGUGACGCCCGACGUAUCAUGGAUGGAGAUGUACACGGACGAACAGGAAAUCAAGGAUUCUAUCGGUUUUUCCCUAACACCAGAGAGGGUUAUGUUCAUGUUCAGUACCUCAAGGUUUCACAGUUGCCCGACACGAGCAGAAUUGACAGAGAUAUGCAAGAAUUGAGUGCUCGAUUCCCUGAUGCACAGCGACAGGUUGAAGAACUUGUGCAACAACAAAAACUUGCCACGCAUGAAGCCACUGGAUUGGGCAACACAAUUCAAUCAAUUGUGACCCGGAUGAAAGAGACGGAUGCUUUCAAACGCGACAAAGCGGCACUCAUGCAAAAACUCGAGUUUGAAUUGGAGAACAAUGAGCAUGAAGGACCUAUAAAUAAUUUGAAACAAGCCAUUGCCGAAUAUGACCAACUAAUAAGAGGGUUUCAAUCAGAGCUUGCUGAUAUCGAAGUUCAAGUUGAGGAAGCCAGGGCCGAAUUGGUUGAAAGCGAAGAAACAAAGAAGGAAUUGAAUGCACAAGCCGAGGAAAUCCGGAUCUUACUUCGACCAUUCACGGAACAAGCUCGAGAACGGGACGAUCGUCUGAGAGGGUUGAUGAACAAAAUCCAGGCCUACGAAAAAACGGAGAACGAAUUGAAACAACGCUACGAUAAAUAUGAAAAAACGCGCGUGAUCCAGUCCCGCAACUACGAUAAUUGCAUAAAACAGGCGACAGAAGAUACAUCGGGAAUGCCGAUUCCUGACGGACAAAAGAUGCCACCCGAUCUACAGAAGUUACCUCAAGCAGACCGUAUUGCAAAAGUUUACAAGAAAGUCAACUGCGAAGUUUUGGAGAAGUUAAAAACAUUGCCGCCUUUGGAAGAAAUCAACAAGCUUCUCAACAAAAAUACCGAAAAUGUGCAGGCAAACCAAGAUGCCGAGAAAAGACUUAUCAAGCUGUAUGCGACUCUCGAUGAAGCUGUUAAAAAGAGACUUGCGUAUUUUCCUAUCCUUAGGCAUACCAUCACUUGUCAGUUAAGGGCUGAGUUCCGACGUUUGAUGCAUUACAGAGGAGUUGAAGCGGAUAUUGAUGUCAAUUUUAAUGAACGAAAAAUUGAGAUUCCGGUUCGAGCCAAAGGAAAUCAGCAAGUGAUCCGAGACCAUAAAGGCUUAUCUGGUGGUGAACGCUCAUAUCUGACAGCCUCGUUUGUGAUGGCUCUUUGGGGAAUCAUGGAAUCGCCGUUCAGGUGCAUGGAUGAGUUUGAUGUGUUUAUGGACUCGACAAACCGAAAGUUGAUCAUGGAAUUGAUCAUUCGCUUCACGACUGAGGACUGCAAGCACUCUCAAUUUAUACUCUUCACUCCACAAGGAAUCACUGAGUUGAAAGAACAUAAUCGUUUAAGGGUCUUCAAUAUGCCAAAAUUAGUGGAUGGUCGCCCUCCGAUG
Molecule: messenger RNA, 3363 nt
Organism: Mesorhabditis belari
Lineage: Eukaryota; Metazoa; Nematoda; Chromadorea; Rhabditida; Rhabditidae
Source: the annotation of a GenBank genome assembly